AUGAUCUUGGUAAUGGCCUUGCUGGGCUUUCUGCGAGCCAUCGUGCAUCAUUUUCGGAAGCGGUGUCCCUGCGGCAUAGUUCUGUGCCACCACAAGGGUGGUGCCGGAAGCCUCUGCCGGUUGAUGAAGCUCGUAAUUGCACGACACAGCCCGACAAGGGUCUUCUUGGAUUGUGAUCAGCUGGAAAAUCUAGACUACCUCUUUGAAAUCGUACGCACCGAAACAAAGAGCGUGGUGGUUGUCCUUGACGGCGAAGCUCCUUUCACGAUCUUGGUCGAGAUCGCAAAACUCCGGCUGGAGAGGCCAAAGCGCGGCUCCGCGCCGUGUGGAAGGGGACGAGGCGAAUCUUCCCAUGCGCAGCUGCAAGAAUGGUGUCAAUCUACGGCCUUGCCCUGCCGGAAUUGCCGCGACACUGCUGCACUCCAUACCAGGUGCAGGUGA
Symbiodinium sp. CCMP2592 is the source of this 441-nucleotide messenger RNA. The record is from the annotation of a GenBank genome assembly. NCBI's taxonomy places the organism in Eukaryota, Dinophyceae, Suessiales, Symbiodiniaceae.